GGCGUCCUCGGGGGCGGUUCCUGUUGCCCUCACUAGACAUGGCGCUGGCCAGUGUGUUGGAGGGCUCGGUCCCGGUGAACCGGCACGGGUUCUUCGGGCUCGGGGGUCGUGCGGAUCUGUUGGACCUGGGUCCAGGUAGUCCCAGCGAUGGGCUGAGCCUCGCCGCGCCUAGCUGGGGUGUCCCAGAGGAGCCGAGGAUCGAAAUACUUCAUGGAACCACCACCCUGGCCUUCAAGUUUAAACAUGGAGUCAUUGUCGCAGCGGACUCCCGGGCCACAGCGGGUGCCUACAUUGCCUCCCAGACGGUGAAGAAGGUGAUAGAGAUCAACCCCUACCUGCUGGGCACCAUGGCUGGGGGUGCCGCAGAUUGCAGCUUCUGGGAGCGGCUAUUGGCUCGGCAAUGUCGAAUCUAUGAGCUUCGAAACAAGGAACGCAUCUCAGUAGCAGCUGCCUCCAAACUGCUUGCCAACAUGGUUUAUCAGUACAAAGGCAUGGGGCUGUCCAUGGGCACCAUGAUCUGUGGCUGGGAUAAGAGAGGCCCUGGCCUCUACUACGUGGACAGUGAAGGAAACCGGAUCUCGGGGGUCACCUUCUCUGUAGGUUCUGGCUCUGUGUAUGCAUAUGGGGUCAUGGACCGGGGUUACUCCUAUGACCUAGAGGUGGAAGAGGCCUAUGAUCUGGCCCGUCGAGCCAUCUACCAAGCCACCUACAGAGAUGCCUACUCAGGAGGUUCAGUCAACCUCUACCAUGUCCGUGAGGAUGGCUGGAUCCGAGUCUCCAGUGAUAAUGUGGCUGAUUUACAUGACAAGUACACUGGAUCUACCCCCUGAAGGAGGGUGGAUGUAGCUACUUGUGUUUGGGGUGACUGUUGUUGGUAAUAUGGGUACAACUCCCCAUUCUAUAGUGGAGGGGUCCCCAAUUGUAUUGAUUUUUUUUUAAGCUCUGGUGCAUUGACCUCCGUUGUUACAGUUGUUAAUGAGCUGUUGUGGAGGUGAAGAUUGGUUUUCCUUUCUUGGAUGUUAACAUUACACUACUGGACCUCA
Pipistrellus kuhlii (Kuhl's pipistrelle) is the source of this 1043-nucleotide messenger RNA. It is a transcript of the gene PSMB5, whose product is annotated as proteasome 20S subunit beta 5. NCBI's taxonomy places the organism in Eukaryota, Metazoa, Chordata, Mammalia, Chiroptera, Vespertilionidae. Gene Ontology annotation, cellular component: proteasome core complex. The record is from RefSeq and is a predicted model, not a curated record. The transcript has 3 exons. Gene Ontology annotation, molecular function: threonine-type endopeptidase activity. Bases 39 to 830 code for a protein of 263 amino acids.